GGUGGAGUAGUAAUAUAUAAAUAUAUAUUGGGGAAAAAGGGGUGUUGUUGGCGUUAAGAGGCAACAACAAACAAACAAAGAAGAGAAUCAAUUCUAUUUGACCUCGAUCUCCUUCACUUUUGGUAGUGUUUCUUUCGGUUAUUUUUCGCUGUGAUGGCUUCGAAACGGAUAUUGAAGGAACUCAAGGAUCUUCAGAAGGAUCCUCCCACCUCUUGCAGCGCCGGCCCUGUUGGAGAGGACAUGUUUCACUGGCAGGCCACAAUUAUGGGUCCCCCAGACAGUCCUUAUACUGGUGGUGUAUUUUUAGUCACUAUCCAUUUUCCUCCUGACUAUCCAUUCAAGCCUCCUAAGGUUGCUUUUAGGACAAAAGUUUUCCAUCCAAAUAUUAACAGUAAUGGCAGUAUAUGCCUCGACAUAUUGAAGGAGCAGUGGAGCCCUGCCUUAACUAUCUCUAAGGUUUUGCUUUCAAUUUGCUCACUUUUGACGGACCCAAACCCUGAUGACCCCCUGGUCCCGGAGAUCGCUCACAUGUACAAGACAGACAGGGCCAAAUACGAAUCAACUGCCCGGGUUUGGACCCAGAAAUAUGCAAUGGGUUAAGACAUUAUAUUUACAUGUGAGGGUCUUAAUCCUUGUAAAAUUAAUUCAUUUGUCUGUUGUCUUUACUUUCCCAAUCAACAAGUGUAGAAUAGCAUUAAGGAUUGACCUCUCCAAGAAAAUGGAGAUGCUUUGAAUGUUCUUGUAUACAUACGAACACUUGAAGAAAUCUUGAAUGUGUUAUUUAUCUGGAUUAAGUUGCAGCUUUGA
Solanum lycopersicum (tomato) is the source of this 807-nucleotide messenger RNA. RefSeq names its product ubiquitin-conjugating enzyme E2 28. Gene Ontology annotation, cellular component: nucleus. The record is from RefSeq and is a predicted model, not a curated record. Gene Ontology annotation, biological process: ubiquitin-dependent protein catabolic process; protein polyubiquitination. Lineage: Eukaryota; Viridiplantae; Streptophyta; Magnoliopsida; Solanales; Solanaceae.